AUGCCAAUCAACAUCACACGAUGGAGGACGAUUUCAGCGAGCUCUGGCGUGAUAGAUGAUGGCAACGUAGGUAAGGACAGCGGUAGAUCCCGACAGAGAAGAAAGAUCACGACCAAGGACGAUUUCGUUGCAAGCUCCGACGUGAUGAACGAUGGUGACACAGGCAAGGACGGCAGUAGAUCGCGCCGGAGAAGUAAGAUCACGGCCGAAGACGAUUCCGUUGCGGGCUCCGACGUGAUGAACGAUGGCGGCGCAGGCAAGGACAGCGACAGAUCACGCCGGAGAACAAAGAUCACGGCCGACGACGACCGCCGCGGAAGAGAGGAGAGAGAAGGCGGAGGAGAAGAGAGGGAGAGGGAGGGACGGGCGCAGCGUCGUGCGAGGAAGACAGAGAGGAAAGAGAGAGAGGAGAGAGGAGAGCCGUCACCUGAAUGA
This is a messenger RNA of Morus notabilis, 435 nucleotides long. Its product is annotated as pre-mRNA-splicing factor 38B-like. The record is from RefSeq and is a predicted model, not a curated record. Bases 1 to 435 code for a protein of 144 amino acids. NCBI's taxonomy places the organism in Eukaryota, Viridiplantae, Streptophyta, Magnoliopsida, Rosales, Moraceae. The transcript has 2 exons.